GCUCGCGCGGCGUGGGUGGGAGGCUCCUGUCUGUGAAGGUCCGACUCUUCCCUCCACAUACCUGCGCCGGGUCCGCCCUGCCGGACAGGUGCUUCGCUCGGUCCUGUCCCCGGCGCGCACGGCCUGCUGCGUCACCACCCCGCCUGACCCCGCUGCCCGGCCUCCCACCGGCGGGGUCAACUGUCCGCUGCCCGGCCUCCCGGCGGGGUUAACUGUCCGCUGCCCGGCCUCCCGGCGGGGUCAGCUCCCCGCUGUCCGCUGCCCGCUCCAGCAUCCUCCGUGUCCGCCUCGCUCGCGGACCGAGCCUGGAGAAGCAUGAGCGGCGGAGGCCGCGCGGUGUGAGAGGUCACCGGCGGCGGACGGUGGGACGCAGUGCGCGCGCGUGACGCCGUGUAACGCCGCGUGACGCCGCGUGACGCGUGAUGGCGUCGGGACGCCCGGUGGGACUGUGCCUGACGCUGGCCGCCCUGCUCGGGGCCGCCUCCGCCGACAUGUACGACGGCUUCGGAAGCUUCUUCCAGCAGCCGUUCUUCACGCACAGGAUCCGGCAUCACAAAGAGCACGUGAAGGAGCUGACCUGCGGGAAGCUGUACUACCGCACCUUCCACCUGGAUGAGCGGCGCGACACGCUCUACGUCGGCUCAAUGGACCGCGUCAUGCGGAUAAACCUCAGCGACAUCAGUCAGACGGACUGUCAGAGAGAUUCGCUUCUGUUGGAGCCGACGAAGAGCACUGAAUGCACUUCCAAGGGCAAAAAUCAGCACUAUGACUGCCGGAACCACAUCCGCGUCAUCCAGCCGAUGGGAGACGGCGGUCGGCUGUACGUGUGCGGCACCAACGCCCACAACCCCAAGGACCUGGUUAUAUACGCCAACCUGACCAACCUGCCUCGCACCGAGUUUGUGCCGGGCAUCGGCAACGGCAUCGCCAAGUGUCCGUUCGACCCGGACGACAACUCGACGGCAGUCUGGGUGGAGCACGGCAACCCGGGCGGCCUGGCCGGCCUCUACUCGGGCACCGUGGCCGAGUUCACCAAGGCCGACAACGUCAUCUUCCGCACCGACCUCUACAACCUCACCACCAAGCGGCGCGAGUUCAUGUUCAAGCGCACCAUCAAGUACGACAGCAAGUGGCUCGACAAGCCUAACUUUGUCGCCUCAUACGACAUCGGCGAGUACGUGUACUUCUUCUUCCGCGAGACGGCACUGGAGUACAUCAACUGCGGAAAGGCCAUCUACUCGAGGGUGGCACGCGUCUGCAAGAAGGACACUGGCGGCAAGAACAUCCUGAACCAGAACUGGGCCACGUACAUCAAGGCGCGGCUCAACUGCUCUAUCCCGGGCGAGUUCCCGUUCUACUUCAACGAAAUCCAGUCCAUCUACAAAGUGCCCGGUGACGACACGCAGUUCUACGCCGUGUUCACCACGUCCAUGAACGGCCUGAUGGGCUCGGCCGUCUGCUCCUUCACGCUGCGCGACAUCCAGGCGGCGUUCGACGGCAAGUUCAAGGAACAGAAGACGUCCAGCUCGGCCUGGCUGCCGGUCAGCCGGUCUUCGGUGCCGGAGCCGCGGCCUGGACAGUGUGUCAAUGACACACAGACGCUGCCAGAUACGGUGCUGACGUUCAUCCAGUCCCACCCGCUGCUGGACGGCGCCGUGGCGCACAACAACAACAAGCCCGUCUUCUACAAGCGCGACCUCAUCUUCACACACGUGGUGGUGGACAAGGUGACCUCGGGCAGCUUCGGCAGCCAGCGCGAGUACACCGUCUACUACGCCGGCUCCAACGACGGCCACGUGUACAAGAUCGCCGAGUGGUACGACGCUCGCGGCGCCUCGCACGCGGCUCUGCUCGACAUCUUCCAGGUCACAGCGCCCGAGGCAAUCCGCCAGAUGGCGCUCUCUCGCCGGCACAAGUCACUGUACGCGUCGUCGGACGCACAGCUGCGCCAGGUGCGGCUCGAGAUGUGCAACGGCCGCUUCGACAACUGCCUGCGCUGCGUACACGACCCGUACUGCGGCUGGGACAAGACGGCGCACGUGUGCCGGCCCUACACGCCUGGGCUGCUGCAGGACGUGACCAGCUCGGAGCCGGGUCUCUGCGACAGCUCGGUCAUGCAGAAGAAGCUGACGGCCACCUGGGGCCAGUCGCUCCACCUGGGCUGCGACGUCAAGCUGCCGCGCGCGCUCGACCAGCGCCAGGUCACGUGGUACCUUUGGACCAAGGAGAGGGGCAGGCACCGGAUCGAGUGGACCCCGGAGAAGUACGUGCGCACCCAGGAGAACGGCCUGGUCGUGCUGACCGUUAAGGAGGAGGACGCCGGCACCUACGAGGCGCAGCUGGGCACCGACCUUCUCUGCAAGUACAUCAUCACGGUGGACGUGCACCGCUGCUCCGCGCCCGACAAGUCGCAGGACUAUCAGAAGAUUUACUCGGACUGGUGCAGCGAGUUCGAGAAGUACAAAAACGCCAUGAAGAACUGGGAAAAGAAACAAGCGCAAUGUCGCAACCAGAACCGGAGCGCGAGUCCCAACGCUCACCCCAACGAGAUCUACCAGAGGUCUCCCUUGAUAUGAGUGCCUCUGUCACACGAUACUGCGAAGCGUUCGUGAACGAAUCAAAAUGCGACCGAUGCGCAGGUCGUCUCAGACCGCGGACUGGACUCCUCUGUGAGCAAUAAAUUCAAUGUCCGUGAAUCGGAAAGCUCCCGACCGAAUACUCCCGCUCGACGCCCCUUGCUGUGAUCAAUGCAACUUCGAGUGCGAUUGCCGACCGCUAGAUGGUGGACAUGGACGCGGGCUUGGCACAGCGCCGUGUCGACGAAGGUGUGAGUGUUAAAUGGGCGACGUUGUUGCACUGUGGGAGCAGGGAGAUCCAGUGGCUCGUGCAAGCGAUGGAACUGACCACCGAGCACCCCUGGUAUUACGCGCUAUCGCGUUGAUUCGUGUGCAGAGGUUUUGUAUGGUCGCGUUUUUAACUCGAUCACGUGCCGAACCGGGAUCAUUUGCCCUGCAUAGCUGAUUUUGUUGCGUACAUGCUAUCAGUAUUGUCUUCCAUGCUUCGAAAUUAGUUUUUGCAUCAUUGUAUUUUGCGACUUGCUGAAGACGGUUUUUCGAGUAGUUUGUUGUGGACCCGCCAGCGUCGUACAAUCGCCCGCGCCCAGCUAUUCAUUCGCUACGCUCCUAUCUAGAGUUCGCCGUUCCUUUCGGCAUAUCACGUGACAACGCCGGCCGGUAUGCGUGUUGCAGAGUCUAUUGUACAUAGCUCCAUGUAUGGAAUGACGUUCUGUACAUGAAAUGACUUCAUAAUAAUAAAUCUCAUCCGAUUUUUGUACGC
This is a messenger RNA of Pollicipes pollicipes, 3336 nucleotides long. Its product is annotated as semaphorin-2A. Bases 423 to 2576 code for a protein of 717 amino acids. Gene Ontology annotation, biological process: positive regulation of cell migration; negative chemotaxis; semaphorin-plexin signaling pathway. Lineage: Eukaryota; Metazoa; Arthropoda; Thecostraca; Pollicipedomorpha; Pollicipedidae. Gene Ontology annotation, cellular component: plasma membrane. The transcript is spliced from 18 exons. Gene Ontology annotation, molecular function: chemorepellent activity; semaphorin receptor binding. The record is from RefSeq and is a predicted model, not a curated record.